Molecule: messenger RNA, 2285 nt
Organism: Oreochromis aureus
Lineage: Eukaryota; Metazoa; Chordata; Actinopteri; Cichliformes; Cichlidae
Gene: hcar2
Product: proteinase-activated receptor 3
Exons: 2
Coding region: 159-1043 (294 amino acids)
Biological process (GO): phospholipase C-activating G protein-coupled receptor signaling pathway; positive regulation of Rho protein signal transduction
Cellular component (GO): membrane
Molecular function (GO): G protein-coupled receptor activity
Source: RefSeq, a predicted model, not a curated record
CACAGUCACGUCACAGCUCUGUGGGGGUGUGUAAAAACUUUGUAUAUGUGGUUGCGAGGCUAUUGAGGGUGUUGUACUUGAACAGUUAAAGGCAAAAGAGGCUGAGAGAUCUUUGCACAUCUUCUCAAAACUUCCCUUUCUGAUCUAGCUGAGAGGUCAUGGAGGUUUUCUAUGUCAAUUCGUCUCUGCUCUUCAUCUCUCACAGACCGCCCAACUCCACUGCGGUUGAGAAGACAGUGUACGAGUCCUGCAGAAACAUGCCAGCCGUACUUAUCUGGUAUCUGAGCCUGCAGUUCGCUAACAUGUUCCUAGGCAUCCCAGCCAAUGUCACGGUGCUGUGGCUCAUCCACAAGAACAAACGCGACUCUUCCACCUCUGACAUCUUCAUCCUUCAUCUGGCAGUUUUGGACGUCCUCUUCUGUCUCAUCCCUCCCCUGGAGCUCGUAAACCUCGUCUUCCUCACCACGACCACCAGCACCUGGUACGUCCUGCGCUUCUUCUACGGCAUGAAAGACUCCUCGCCCCUCUUCCUCUCCUGCAUCUGCCUGGACCGCUACAUGGCCGUGGUCCACCCCAUCAUCUUCACUAAGCUCAAGGACCGUCUGCACAGGGCAGUCCUGGCCAUUGUGGUCUGGGUGAUCAUUCUGGCCUACGCGGCUGCCAAAUGCGCAGGAAACAUCGUUAACUUCGAUAGGGUCUUCACGGUGAUGAUCCUCGGAGCGUUCGCCUUCAUGGUGUACUGCAACGUAGCGAUCCUCUGGGUGCUGAGGCAGUCACGGCCUGGUGGAGAUGCCAUGCAUCCCGUGAAGAAGAAAGCCUUCAAGAUGGUCCUCAUUAUCCUGGCCAUCAUAGUGUUCAACUACUUCCCACCUGUCGCACUCUUCCCCUUCAAAGAGUACUUUUCCCCCGAUGUGUUUCGCUGCUAUAUUCACUACAUCGCCUUCGGCUUGAUGGACUUCAGCAGCACCAUUCAGCCUGUGCUGUAUCUUUCCAAGGAAGGGCUGCCAUGGAGCAUCACCUGCAGCCAGAGGAGCAACACUUAAAUCCAGCAGGGCUACAUGUAUGCUGGAUGUAUCCAAGCAAAUGCACUGCUCCUGCUUGAUUUCAUGUUGAAAAUUAUGAUUAAUGAAACAUUUACCAAUGAGGUAAAAAGCUCUAAGCGCCCUACAAGACCCCAGAAUUUUGAAGUUCUUGGUUUAAUUAACAAGAAAAGUCAGACCUACAGAUAACUCUGACAUAAUACAUCUUCAAGGGCUGUGGGAAGUUGUAAAAAUCAUUGUUAUUUUACUAGAUAUCAUAGGAUAAUUAAUAAAGGAAUGAGAGGUUAGUUAGUGACACCCUCAAACAGCAGUUACAGUGGGUGCUGUGACGCUUCAUGUGAUUUCUCUCUGCCACUGUUACCUUUCCUGUAAUUCAAUUGUUAAAAGAAAACCAUGCACACUUAUUGCUUUAUAUAUCUGAUUAAAUAAACAUGCAUGCCCUUUUCGCCCUCGCGUGUAGCCAUGCCCUCAGUUUGAGUCGCAAACUACAUGGAAUUUAAUGCACAUGAGCGCAGACAACAGAGACUAAUUGUAUUUAAGUCAACGAGGAACACCAGUAAUAACAUUUCAUGUUUGGAAAUCAGGCAAAAACAAUCGUGGACAGAUAUGAGUACACGUUGGUGAGAUGAAGUCGCCGCUUCCUUUUAGCAAUAUUUUACAUAUUCAAACCUCAGAUACCUGCAGUCUGACCGCAAUGGGCCAACAGGUCAUAAAUCACUUUCAUAAAGAUGAUAAAUUUUCACAUCUGAAAUUCACGGUGCCAUGACCUUACCUUUAAAUUCACACAAAUAUUUGAUACUUGUAGCAGCAGUGAAACAUUUGAUGGCUGAAAGGACUUGAACCUGGAAGACAUGAGAUGUGUAACCAUUUUGCACAGGAGCUAUUAUCUAAUUAUUCAAGGCUCCUUAUUUUAUGAUUUUAACAUAAAUUUUUUUUUUAAUUACCAGUAAAAUCUACACUCAGUAACUCUUUUCUUUUUUCUAAAGGUAUUAGAAUCCAAAAAUGAAGCUCCAAUUUUCUCACAUUUGUGUCGUAGAAAUCACUCUAACAGCGCUUACAACCCAGUCUUCAUGUUUCUGCGAGCGUUGCACACCUGGAUUCUAGCUCUAGCACCGUUACAUACCUAUCAAUGCACGAGACACUUCAGUGACAGUGAAAGCAGUUCACCUUACCACAAUCUGAAUACCACACUGUGGUGUGUUUUAUUUUCAUCAUGCACUGAAUGUGUUUGAAUGUUUCUGUGUU